ACCGCCCUUCUCGAUUUCUGUGCUCGUCUCUCGCAAUGGAGCUUCCGCUCGUAUCGCUAGCCGCUACUACUAGUACUUCCACGGCGUCGUUUGGCAGUAAGCUCGGGCUGUGCGAUUUUCCGGUGACGAGAAAGAGGCGGACGGGUUUGUUUGACUGAGGUAGGGUUUCUGUGCGGCAGGUUAGGGCUUCGGCGGAGCAGAGGAAUAGCGAGGGUAUUAAUGGAAGUGAGACGGAGAGUGGAGGACGGCGGUUCACGAGUCCUGCCAUGGAGGUCAACACAUUGAAUCCGAGCUUCAAUGAAGCUGAGUAUCCUGUUUGGGAGAAGAUUGGUGCUGUUGUUAGAUUUAGUUAUGGAAUUGGUAUAUAUGGUGCAAUGGCUUUAGCGGGUAGAUUUAUAUGCUCAAUGAUGGGUAUCGAUAUCGUGGGAGGUUUCGAGUUAAAUUUAGAUGCAAUUGUACAAGGGCUUGGAUAUGCAGCUCCAAAUUUCUAUGAUAUUGGGAUUGGGUUUGGUUACAAAAGAGCUUGGAGGAAAGAUAACAAGAGAGUAGGUAAAGGACUGGGAAAAAUUCUGGUUGUAGCCAUGCUCUUCGUGUCAAAGUCAGAAAGAGGUACAAGUACUAAAUUACCCUCUGACAAAUGAGUAAUGAUAUAAGAUUAAACGGCGUCAGUGACAGCAUGUCUACAAAGUGAGUCGGGCUCGAGAGUCCGUGUACCAAAACGAUCGGUUUGAAACAUUAUGUAUGGAA
This is a messenger RNA of Rosa chinensis, 747 nucleotides long. RefSeq lists its product as uncharacterized. Lineage: Eukaryota; Viridiplantae; Streptophyta; Magnoliopsida; Rosales; Rosaceae. The record is from RefSeq and is a predicted model, not a curated record. The coding region runs from base 267 to 641 and encodes 124 amino acids. The transcript is spliced from 2 exons.